CGUCGUCAUGCUGGUGCGGUAAUGGACUCUUCCGGACCUCACCCACCGCCGCCAAGGGUUCGCGUGAAUUCGCGCUUGCUGCAAGCGUCCGCCAACCUCCAGGCGGUCAACAGACCCCUCGACGACGUCACAUGUCCAACUCCAUCGUCUCCCACUCGGCGUGGAGGGACCCCAACACUGAAACGCAAGAAGCCGAUUUACGUUACCGACAAUCCAUCGUCACCAGUCCCUUCCAUAGACACACCCGACGACGGUCCGACCCUCAUCCAUGUCUCGAAGACCCAUAUCCAUGCCAUCUACGGAGGCACGAUGGGAUUCUACUCGAUCUGGCUGGCUGUUCCAUGCGAAUCCACCGUAGUCAUCCACUUGCUCGUCCAGAACGACCGAACGCGAUCAGUGCGUCUGUCGGCGUCUCGAAUUUGCUUUACUCCAACCACGUACGGAUUACCCCAGGCCGUCGGGGUGCAGGCUGUGGACGUGACCCGGGACGACGAUAUAUGCAUCCAACACCGCGUGUUCAGCCAAGAUGAGCGCUUCGAUCAGCUGGAUGUGCCGCCGAUUCAUGUGAAAGUGUUCGGGAACGAAGCUGCUUUCGUGUGGUCGUUUGGGGGUGAUGCGAUUCUCCAGGACGUGACGACCAACACAUUUGCACGGCGACGACCGUUGUUGAUUCCAGGGAUGAAGGAGAUUUUGCCAUCACCGACUAGCCAUCCAGACGCAAACCCCACGUCGCCCGUCGGCAACGCUCCACCCCAAGCUCCGCGAGAUGUCUACUUCAGCUCGCUCGCGUGCGGCGAAAACUUCACUGUCGUCGCAAGCUCCCAGUCGUGCUUGGCCUUUGCGUUUGGUCAAGGCACGGAUGGCGAAUUGGGCAACCACGCGAGCUUCAGUAGCAAAACGCCGUGUCGACUGCCGUCCCAACUGUUUGCCACCCCCCAAGAACGACCUGCGAUUGUGUCGCUCAGCUGUGGGAAGCACCACGUUGCGGUCGCGACCCGCGCAGGGCAGCUCUUCACGUGGGGCAGUGGUCGCUUUGGCCAGCUGGGGCAUUGCAACUACCUGGACAUUAACUCGCCCAAGCCAGUGCAAUUCGACAAGCAGGACGCUCCAAACUCCGCCGUCUGCACCAGCAUGCUCUUAGAAGGAACGAUUGUGACUUCGGUUGCGUGCGGAGGGUUCCAUACCCUCGCCAUCACAGACGUCCAACACGUGCUAGCUUUUGGUCACAACAAAGCUGGCCAGCUCGGAUUUGGUCACCGCCAGUCGCGCACGGACCAUGGCUGGCGGAGCUGUGUCCCGUGUCGGGUGGAUGGGCUAUUGAACUACGCAAUUCACCAAGUGGCAGCAGGCGUGCACCAUAGCGCUUGCAUCUCAACCCAUGGCGAUCUGUUCACGUGGGGAUGCGGGGUUGACGGCCGGCUCGGCCACAACUCAUCGGUCACGUACAGCACCCCAACGCUGGUCGUCGCCGUCCAGCUGCUCAAGAUUUUGCCCAAGAUGGUGCGAUGCGGCGGCCGCCACUCGGCGCUGAUUAGCGACACCGACCAACUGUACACUUGGGGCGCCAACGAUUUCGGGCAGCUCGGUGUGGGCGAUGUACGCCAGCGGCUCUCACCCGCUUUGGUUACAUUUCCCACAAAAUCGCCCGUCUUGGAGGUGAGCCUGGGGCACUUCCACUCGGCUGCUAUCAACGCGCGUGGAGAUGUUUGGACAUGGGGCUACGACAUCAAUGGAGGUCUCGGAAUGGAAAGCGAUGGGUCGGUCCAUCUCUCGCCUUGUCAAGUCACGGCCCUCGCUGGGUUUGGGGCGGUGCAAGUGCAGUGCGGGUGGAGCCACACAACAGUGCUCACGAAACGAAAUCACCCGAUGAAGCGCACGACGGCGCAGGGUAGCCCCCGGAGCAUGUCACGGCGAUCGAGCAAUCAAAUCGACAUUGGAUCUCCAUCGAUCCCACGGAAACCGGUGGCCCCAGACGCCGCCUUGCGAAGACACAAGCGACCGCAGAGCGCAACUCCCCGCUCCACCAAACCCACUCAGACAGAUGAGCAAACACAACCUGACCCGCCCCCAACACUCCAUGCCUUUCACAAGCGCAUGCAGCGCGUGCGGCCUCAAUCGGCCCAUCCUCGCGCCAGAAAAUCCGAUGAAAACCAACCAGCCCCAGCCCAUCGAGCCCCGGUCUUAGUCGCGGCGGCCCACAUACCCCACCCUUAUUUACGAAAGAAUCACCACAAGAAUGCCAAGCCCCCCCGACCACAGACGGCGCGACUUGCAGAUCGACGGCCCCCCGAUGUGCCCCCACGACUGGUUGUGCAUCCAACUCUCGAUCCGCGGCGGUCGAAAACAAGUGUCCAACGAGCCAUCGCGAUAACGUUUGUUGGUCGACUUGCCAAGCAAGUUGUUGAGAAAGUUGCCAAUGCAGCAAACGACAAACUCGAGUCGUCCGUGCACCAACUCGACCAUCACAGACUGCGGUCCCACACCGCACUCUACCAACGAGUAUUCACGCGGCAAGCACCCGUUCUCCCCAUCACGACGCCACGUGUUUAUUGCCGUCAACAACUUCCCCAGCAGCCCGAUCAAGUUCCCGAGCAACCGCAAGGGGACGAAGGGCGAGUCGACUUCAGAAAGGUCGCUCCACCAACGAUGACGUUGGAGCAAUGGACGACUCUGGUCGACUCGGCAGGGCCGACGCUGUCGUCACUCUCAAGCAGUGACGCCUCGUCGAUUCCUCGACGACCUCGACCCAAGAGCGCUAGCGUCCUCAAAACGCCGCUGCCGUUGGCGCUCUCUCUCGAGAUCGAACGCGAACGGAAACAUGCCAUCGAGAUUGCAGGAUCCGUGCUCAAAGAAGCCCAGUAUCAGCACCAUAAGCGGCUCUGGCUGCGGUAAUCGCAACAGAAAGGGUCCAUGAGUUGAAUCGCUCAGUGGAGUGCCCUGUGAAUGGGA
This is a messenger RNA of Aphanomyces invadans, 2949 nucleotides long. RefSeq lists its product as hypothetical. The transcript has 8 exons. Lineage: Eukaryota; Oomycota; Saprolegniomycetes; Saprolegniales; Verrucalvaceae. The coding region runs from base 22 to 2892 and encodes 956 amino acids. The record is from RefSeq and is a predicted model, not a curated record.